Molecule: messenger RNA, 6072 nt
Organism: Brugia malayi
Lineage: Eukaryota; Metazoa; Nematoda; Chromadorea; Rhabditida; Onchocercidae
Gene: Bma-unc-2
Product: Uncoordinated protein 2, isoform c, putative
Exons: 45
Coding region: 1-6072 (2023 amino acids)
Biological process (GO): calcium ion import across plasma membrane; chemical synaptic transmission
Cellular component (GO): voltage-gated calcium channel complex; membrane
Molecular function (GO): high voltage-gated calcium channel activity
Source: RefSeq, a predicted model, not a curated record
AUGGAAGAAUGCGUCGUCAAUCAACGAAAUUAUCGGAAUCAGCAAGAAUACUAUGCAGUCGUAAGACGAGGACAGAUAACCCCAAAGCGGGGGCCAAAGCAUGAGGAAAUGCCAUCGUUCAAUUUUCAUGCGGUUGUACUUGAAAUAGCAAAGAAGAAGAAAGAUAAAACAACUCAUAUGAUGAGCAAUGAUGAGAUAGCGGAGAAAGAACACGAACAAAUUUCAAACGAAAAUGAUCACUGUGCAAGAAAUUUCAUCAAUUAUCGUCGACGAGUUGUGGAUGUGAGCGAUGCCAAAACAUGCGCCUUAUUAAUGGCGAAAAUCAAGGAAGCUACGCAGUCAUCGCAGUUGGCAGCAGAAGAAGCGAAGAAAGAACAAAAUCAAACAGACGAUGGAUUUGGUCUUGGAACUGGACGAAGAACACAGCUUAAUUCAUCAAAAGAAAAAGGCCCAACAUCGUUGUUCAUAUUCAGCGAGGAUAAUAUCAUUCGACGAAAUGCUCGAGCUAUCAUUGAAUGGGGACCCUUCGAAUAUUUCAUCCUUCUUACUAUCAUCGGAAAUUGUGUGGUACUUGCGCUCGAGCAACAUCUUCCAAAAAAUGAUAAAAUGCCACUUGCUGAAAUGUUGGAACAUACGGAACCAUAUUUCAUGGGCAUUUUUUGUUUUGAAUUUUUAUUAAAAGUAAUAGCAUUUGGAUUUGUCCUUCAUAAAGGAUCAUACCUCCGUUCAGGAUGGAAUAUCAUGGAUUUUAUUGUUGUUGCUUCCGGAGUAGUAACAAUGAUGCCUUUUACAUCAUCGGAUGGCGAAGGCCGAGGUUCGGUGGAUUUAAGGACACUUCGUGCUGUUCGUGUUCUCAGGCCACUGAAACUUGUCUCCGGUAUACCAAGUUUACAAGUAGUUUUAAAAUCAAUACUGUAUGCGAUGGCGCCAUUGUUGCAAAUUGGCUUAUUAGUCUUAUUUGCUAUCGUUAUAUUUGCAAUUAUUGGAUUAGAAUUUUAUUCCGGUAUAUUCCAUUCCGCAUGUUAUAAUGCACAUGGUGAAAUUGAAAAUCUUAGUGAUCGUCCAUUUCCAUGCUCGAAUAAAUCAGCAGCAACGGGUGCAUAUAAUUGUGAGGUUGAGGGUACAGUAUGCCUUACUCAAUGGAUUGGACCUAAUUAUGGUAUCACUUCAUUUGAUAAUAUUGCAUUUGCUAUGAUUACUGUAUUUCAGUGUAUUACUAUGGAGGGAUGGACCACUGUAAUGUAUUAUACAAAUGAUUCACUUGGUAGUACCUAUAAUUGGGCUUAUUUUAUACCUCUAAUUGUUCUUGGUUCUUUUUUUAUGCUCAAUUUGGUCCUUGGUGUCCUGUCCGGUGAAUUUGCGAAAGAACGUGAAAGAGUUGAGAAUCGUCGAGAAUUUCUAAAAUUACGUAGACAACAACAAAUUGAGCGUGAAUUAAACGGUUAUCUAGAAUGGAUUUUAACCGCUGAAGAGGUGAUUUUAAAAGAGGAACGAACAACGGAAGAAGAAAAAGCAGCUAUUAUGGAAGCACGACGACGAACUGCGGCGAAAAAAUUGAAGCAAGCAAAUAAGCGGCAAAGUACUGAAACAGAAGAGGACAUUGAGGAAGAAGAUGAAGAUGAGGAUGAUUAUCUAAAUGAAGAAAGUGAAGGUAAAAGAGCAAAACGAACUUUUUGGGGAUCAAUAUGCAAAAAGGUGCGACAUAUGAGGGUUCAAAUGCGACUUAUUGUAAAAAGUCAGGUGUUUUAUUGGCUUGUUAUAACAUUAGUCUUUCUCAAUACUGCCUGCGUUGCUUCAGAGCAUUACGGUCAACCGGAAUGGUUUACGGAAUUUCUAAAAUACGCAGAAUAUGUAUUUUCGGGGAUAUUUAUAUGUGAAAUGCUAAUGAAACUAUUUGCAAUGGGUCAUCGUGUUUAUUUUGCAUCAAAAUUUAAUCGUUUCGAUUGCAUUGUUAUUGUGGGCAGUGCUUUUGAAGUAAUUUGGGCAGAAUUAAAGGGUGGCUCCUUUGGUAUUUCCGUACUUCGAGCCUUACGACUACUGCGCAUCUUUAAGCUCACUUCGUACUGGGUAUCAUUACGUAACCUUGUACGUUCACUUAUGAAUUCAAUGCGUUCUAUCCUCUCACUAUUAUUCCUUCUAUUCUUAUUCAUUCUUAUUUUUGCCUUAUUGGGUAUGCAACUAUUCGGCGGAAAAUUUAGUUUUCCGUCCGGACAUCCCUAUACUCAUUUUGAUACGUUUCCGGUGGCCUUAAUUACAGUCUUCCAGAUAUUAACCGGAGAGGAUUGGAAUGAAGUAAUGUAUUUAGCAAUUGAAUCACAGGGUGGUAUAUAUGGUGGCGGUAUGGUAUAUUGCAUAUAUUUCAUUGUGCUCGUACUUUUUGGCAAUUACACACUGCUAAAUGUUUUCUUGGCUAUCGCUGUGGAUAAUUUAGCAAAUGCGCAAGAAUUAACAGCAGCUGAGGAAGCGGAUGAACGAGCUAACGAGUUGCCGGAUGAUUCGGAAAGUCUUGAUGAACAGGAUAGUGAACAAUGCGCCAUCGAUAUGGAAGGUAAAGCAGAUGGGAAUAUAUUGGAAAUGCAACAUGAAAUAGAUGAGGAGUAUGAAGAAGAAGAGAGUCCCUUUGGUGGUCCACGACCAAUUGUACCAUUCUCUUCAAUGUUUAUUUUUUCAUCAACAAAUCCGUUUCGUGUAUUGGUACAUUCAGUGGUAUCAACGAAAUAUUUCGAAAUGUUAGUAAUGGGCGUAAUAUGCUUUUCCAGUAUAGCACUUUCAGCGGAAGAUCCAGUCGAUGAGGAUGCUCCGAGAAAUAAAGUGCUUCAAUACAUGGAUUACUGCUUUACGGGUGUUUUUGCUUUGGAAAUGUGCCUUAAAUUAAUAGACCAAGGAGUAUUACUACAUCCAGGCUCAUAUUGUCGUGAUUUUUGGAAUUUACUUGAUGGUAUUGUCGUCUUCUGUGCUCUUGUUGCUUUUUCAUUUGCUGGAGCUGAGGGUUCAGCUGGCAAAAAUUUGAAUACUAUCAAAUCAUUAAGAGUAUUACGUGUUUUAAGGCCACUUAAAACGAUCAAACGAAUACCUAAAUUAAAGGCAGUGUUCGAUUGUGUAGUAAAUUCGCUUAAAAAUGUAUUCAAUAUUCUUAUCGUUUACAUUUUAUUUCAAUUUAUCUUUGGUGUAAUAGCAGUACAACUAUUCAAAGGGAAAUUUUUCUAUUGUACGGAUAAAACGAAACGUUUCGCACGUGAAUGUCACGGACAGUAUUUUGUCUUUGAAAGUCCGGAUGAUUUGCCGCAUGUUGAAACACGUGAAUGGCGUUUACGUCCAUUUAAUUAUGAUAAUACAGUGAAUGCAAUGUUAACAUUAUUUGUUGUUACAACAGGAGAAGGAUGGCCAAGUAUUCGGCAAAAUUCGAUGGAUACUACCGAAGAAGAUGAAGGACCAUUACCAUUUUAUAGAGUCGAGAUGGCACUAUUUUAUGUUAUGUUUUUCAUCGUAUUUCCAUUUUUCUUCGUAAAUAUCUUUGUUGCAUUGAUUAUUAUCACAUUUCAAGAGCAAGGUGAAGCAGAACUUUCAGAAGGUGAUCUAGAUAAGAACCAGAAGCAAUGUAUUGAUUUUGCGCUAAAUGCUCGUCCACGAUCAUUAUUUAUGCCAGAAGAUAAGAAUUCGAUGAAAUAUCGGAUUUGGCGUCUUGUUACUUCAACUCCAUUUGAAUAUUUCAUUAUGGCAAUGAUUUGUUGCAAUACAAUCAUUUUAAUGAUGAAGUUUCAUGGAAAUUCUGAAUUUUACGAAAAAAUUUUGCGUUUUUUUAAUACGGCACUAACGGCAAUAUUUACAGUGGAAUCAGUCUUGAAAAUAUUAGCGUUUGGUGUUCGAAAUUACUUCCGCGAUGGUUGGAAUCGUUUCGAUUUUAUCACUGUGGUUGGCUCUAUCACCGAUGCAUUGGUCACUGAAUUUGGUGGUCACUUUGUAUCGCUCGGAUUUUUGCGUCUUUUUCGUGCUGCUCGUCUAAUUAGGCUUCUACAACAGGGAUACACUAUAAGAAUAUUGUUGUGGACAUUUGUUCAAUCUUUUAAAGCCUUACCAUAUGUUUGCUUACUAAUUGGAAUGCUUUUUUUCAUCUAUGCUAUUGUUGGAAUGCAGGUAUUUGGUAAUAUUUGGUUGGAUGCAACUACCGAAUAUAACAGACAUAAUAAUUUCCAAUCAUUCUUUAAUUCAAUCAUUCUUCUUUUUCGGUGUUCCACAGGUGAAGCUUGGCAAGAUAUAAUGAUGGCAUGUACAGCAGGGAAAUAUUGCGCAAAACCGAAUUCAUUUGAAAUUAAUUUAGCUAAAGGACCAACUUGUGGUACUCAAAUGUCUUACGUAUAUUUCACAACAUUCGUCUUUUUGUCAUCAUUUUUGAUGUUAAAUUUGUUUGUUGCUGUAAUAAUGGAUAAUUUUGAUUAUUUAACUCGUGAUAGUUCAAUUCUUGGACCUCAUCAUUUGGAUGAAUUUGUUCGAGUUUGGGCUGAUUAUGAUCCAGCUGCAACCGGACGAAUUCAUUACACGGAUAUGUACGAAAUGUUACGUAACAUUACGCCACCAGUUGGAUUUGGCCGUAAGUGUCCAUAUCGUUUGGCCUACAAACAUUUGAUACGAAUGAAUAUGCCAGUAGCAGAUGAUGGCACUGUACAUUUCACGACAACAUUGUUUGCAUUGAUUCGGGAAUCACUUAGUAUUAAAAUGAGACCUGUGGAAGAAAUGGAUGAGGCAGACGAGGAGUUACGUCAAACUUUACGGAAAAUAUGGCCAUUAAAAGCAAAAAAGAAUAUAAUAGAUUUGGUAGUACCACCAAAUACAGAAUUAUGCUAUCAAAAAUUAACCGUUGGGAAACUUUACACGGGCUUACUAAUCCUUGAAAAUUAUCGAGCCAAGAAAUCAGGAGUUGAGAGGCCUUAUUCGUUGUUUUCUACAUUGGUCGAUACAAUCAAAGCUGUGAAAACGGAUAGUACUGAAAAUUCACCGAAUAGUCCAAUAUCGCGUAAACGAAGUCUUAUAAUUUCUGAUAAACCAACUGUUGGUCGUCGUCUUUCGGGAAUUAUCUCAAAAAUACGUAGCCGAGAAAGUAGCAUAAACAACAAUGAUCCAUCACAACAGCGUUAUUCAAAUGGUGGAAUAUUCUUGAGUGUCUAUGAUAAAAACAGUACCACUUAUGAUGAGAUACAACAAUUGAUACCAGAGGAACGAUCACAUAAGGAUUUGUCAAAUUAUCCACGUAAAACUCGUUCAAAUUCGCCAACUGAUCAUUUUUAUCGACGAGGUCUUUCACAUUCUCCAGAAAGUUCACCGUCACAUUCCAACUAUAGUCGACAAACGUCACGGAAUUGUAAUUCACCUACACGCUUGAACAAUUUCAUAAAGCUACGAGGUGAGGGAUAUCCAAGUCCACGUGUACCACCUCAUAGAUCAACAUAUGAUGAUAGUGGUGAUAACGAUGACAACAAAAAUUUAUCAUUAGUUGAUGGUUAUUUGCCAAACCGACUGCGACGAUUAUCACCAACGCGUCCAUCUCAUGUGAAUCAGCGGAUUUAUUCAGGUACACCAUCACCGCAAAUGCUUACGGAUGAUGAUGAACCAAUGCCAAGUGCAGUACGUCAACGAAGACUUCCAUUAAUUGGUGCAUUACCUCCGUCAGCGCCAUUACGUUCACCUGAACAUUACAUAAGUCCGUAUCAUACGGCACGAAGUGAUUUUAACACAGCUAGCGGUGCUCCACCGUCUGUUUACUAUACGCCUGCUGAUGAUAUACCAUCACCAUCUCCCAGUUCUGCAUAUAAUUUCCCAUUUUAUGGACAAGGUGGUAGCUACGGACACCAUUUAUCAACUGGAUAUGGUUGGAGAACAUCAUCUGUUACCGUUGGUUACCAUGGUAAUAAUAUUAGCCCGUAUAGUCGAACACCUAAUAGUGCAGGUAAUAGUGCACCAACGGUAAUUUAUGCCGGUAAUCGAUUACGACCAAUGAUACGAGUGAUACGAGCUCAGCCAGGUAAUGUACCACUCAGCGAUUCUGAUAACGAUGAUCCAAAAUGGGCUGUUGUUUAA